Amyelois transitella is the source of this 2400-nucleotide messenger RNA. RefSeq lists its product as uncharacterized. NCBI's taxonomy places the organism in Eukaryota, Metazoa, Arthropoda, Insecta, Lepidoptera, Pyralidae. The record is from RefSeq and is a predicted model, not a curated record. The transcript is spliced from 9 exons. The coding region runs from base 112 to 1749 and encodes 545 amino acids.
UGGCAAAUGUAACAUCACAUCAAGGUAGGAGAGUUCUGGUGGGGUACAUUCGACCACACAACAGUCGGUGUGUGACGAACUAACUGCGCGCUCGCAUUGCAAGAUAUCAAAAUGAGAUAUCUUCUGCUCUGUGCCUUCUUGGCGGUCGCGCUGGCCAGAGAAGACGACUGGAAGCCCAUAAUGCCAGCCUCAUCUGUCACUUACUCCACAUACGUUAAGUCUUCGGACAGAUCAUUGGAAACUUCACCAUCCCUCAAGAUCCUAAACCGAAGGCCGUACCCUAAUAAGUUUGGAGGUCUGAUCAGCACGGUUCCAGCAAGUGACACAUGCAGUAUCCACAAGGUUUCUAUGAACCAAGAACUGGCUUACCAGUACAUGGAAUACGAUAAGAGCCUCCCGGAUUUGAAGGAGUUCACCCUUUGUAUGUGGACGAAGUUCCAUAAUCACUCAGACGAUCAUCCUUUGUUUUCAUAUUCAGUUGAGGACAGUCCUAAAGAGAUUCUGGCCUGGAUCUCUAACACCAACGAGGCAAGCUACUUCAGCAUGGCAGUACAUGGACAAACAUUCUUCAGGCUGAACUACCCGCUAAAAUUGAACACUUGGUAUCACUCCUGUCAAUCGUGGAACGGCAAGACUGGUGAAUGGCAGAUAUGGGUGAAUGCUGAGAGGGUCGGCCGGGGCUUCCAUAACAGACUCGUUGGCCAUAUCAUCAAGGGAGGUGGUGUGGCGGUGUCAGGUCAGGACCAAUCAUUCUUGUACAAAGAUGAACCAGAACACGUAAUAAAACAGCCUGGUAUGAUGGGUGAAAUAACAAUGCUUCAGUUAUACCACGUCGCUUUGACUGCAGGAAAAGCGCACAAAGACCAUAAACACCAUCAUGCUCAUCACUUCAAGCACGAUGGCACCCCGGUCGAUAGCGCCACAGAACCUGCGACCGAACCUCCGCCACCUCAAGCCAUUCCUCUUGGUAAUGGCAAUGUUCUAAUUGGGGGUCAGAUUCAAAGAAACCCAAAUCUUAAUUUGGCCGGUGUCCAACAGCCAAUGAUGGUCCCAGUACAAUUACCGAAUGGUGUUCAAAUUCAUCAGCCCUAUGUAAAUGGCCAAUUUGCCAAUAGGAUUGUGUCAGAACAGCUCAUCAAUAGCAUACAGCCAGCAGAACCGAGUAUCGUGUCAAGACCUUUGACGCCAAUACGACCGAUACGACCAGUUGUUGAUUAUGCUCAAUCUCUAGGGCCAUCGAAAGGAACUACGGUGUUGCUAUCAGGAUCUUUAUUAAAUCCAGCUAAUGUUCAAUAUAUUGACGACACCGCACCACAUGGUCUAUAUAAAAGAGAUUCGAACAAACGCGAUAAACGUGAUAACCCAGAAAAAGAAUUGGCAGAAGAGUCAAAAACAGGGAAGAAGGACAAGCGCGGUCUGGUCGCUCUAUCUGAUGGGUCAAUUGUCGACGAAGCGCUUCUCAGCCCAGCAUUGGGCGAAACAGAAACUGAUGAUGAACUGUUCCAGGAGUCAUUACAGAAUGGUCUCGCUGGUGUCGUCGGAAAUUUACCAGUACAGAACUUACAGAAACAAACGGUGGAUGAAAGAGAACCAGCAGAAGCAGAAGUGAAGGCAGUAAUGCAAGUUUGUAGCGGGUGCGCUCCGGAGCCAUUUAAGAAAGCCUUGGUACUGUCCUGGAGAUCAACUCCUAAGAAACUCUAUUACGGGGCGCAUUAUUAUAAGGGACUGCCAAUAUGCAAGGCUUUUUAAGUAUUAUAUAUGACUUCCACUGACUUCACAUACUGAUCAGGCUUAAAUUGAAAUCGCUAAAAUUAUAUAUAUUCUCGUUCAUUUACAACUUUUUUAAACAAAUGUUAAUGUUUCAGUUAAGUCAGUGGAAUUAAUGUUUUCACAUUUAUGUGUACAAAUUUAUCUUGUCCCAAGUGUGACAAAGGUAACCUUUGUUUUAAACGAAUCAAGUUUAAGAGUUUUAUUAAUAACGAGUAUCUAAUACCUGACCUUAGAAAAGUAAAAGACGAAUAAGCUACUAUGGCAUUUACUCUAUUUUCAAUCGUCUUAUCAUCUCAUCAAGUGCCUAAUUUUAAUUUAUUCUGGCGAGUAUUGUGUCUAUCAUUCAGGGUAAAAAGCAUUAAAACAAUAUAGCCAAAUACGUAGUACUUUUAGAGGCUGCUAGUUUAAAUUGAUAUUUGUGAAUUAGUCAAUUUCACGAAUAAGCUUGCGAUUGCGAGUUAUUAUUUAUUUUUAGUCUUAAUAUUGGUCACUAAUAUUAUUAUAAGAGGAAAUAUACCCCGAUAUCACACCCAAUGUUUCUCUAUAAAUUGGAAUAGUUAAAUUUUUUGUUACAUGUCCCAAUGACACACAGAUUAUUAGAGAUGAAAUGUCUUACAAGAUGCCGUGUUU